Ictidomys tridecemlineatus (thirteen-lined ground squirrel) is the source of this 1237-nucleotide messenger RNA. The record is from RefSeq and is a predicted model, not a curated record. NCBI's taxonomy places the organism in Eukaryota, Metazoa, Chordata, Mammalia, Rodentia, Sciuridae.
UUACUAUCACUGUUACUAUUUACUAUCACUAUUUAUAUCAAUAUUACUAUUUAUUAUCCUUUUUUUAGUUUCAGAUAUUAAGACUGAAAAUGAGUACAGGAAUUUAACUCCAAAACAAAAAGUUCCUGAAGGAAUGAAACCAUGUGGGAAUGUGUCUAGCAGAUUUGAAAAUGAUAUAAACCAGUCUGCUAAGUGUGGAGAAACUCAAAAUUCAGAAGAAUCUUCUGGAUGCUCCAGGGAACAUAAACAACCUACAUGUGAUGAAAAUGGAGUGAGUUCGACUGAGAACUCAGAUCAUGCUGAAAAGAGAACCUGUCCAAGAGAAAAAUCUUAUGAAUGUAAUGACUGUGGAAAAACUUUUAAUCAGCAGUCAUGCCUCAUAGAACAUAAGAGGAUUCAUACUGGUGACAGGCCCUACAAGUGUGAGGAAUGUGGAAAAACCUUUCAUGGGAGAACUGUACUUAUUCGACACAAAAUAAUACAUACUGGAGAGAAACCAUAUAAGUGUAAUGAGUGUGGCAGAGCCUUUGGACGGUGGUCAGCUCUUAAUCAACAUCAGAGACUUCACUCUGGAGAAAAACACUAUCACUGUAAUGAAUGUGGCAAAGCUUUUAGCCAGAAAGCAGGCCUCUUUCACCAUCUCAAGAGUCACACAAGAGACAAACCUUAUCAGUGUCCUCAGUGUAAUAAAAGUUUUAGUCGACGUUCCAUACUCAUUCAGCAUCAAGGAGUUCACACUGGUGCGAAGCCCUAUGAGUGCAAUGAGUGUGGAAAAGCUUUUGUUUAUAACUCAUCCCUUGUUUCCCAUCAGGAGAUCCACCACAAAGAAAAAUGCUAUCAGUGCAAAGAAUGUGGGAAAUCCUUCAGUCAGAGUGGCCUUAUUCAACAUCAGAGAAUCCACACUGGGGAGAAGCCAUUUAAGUGUGAUGUAUGUCAAAAAGCCUUUAUUCAAAGGACAAGUCUUAUAGAGAAUCAGCGAAUUCACACUGGAGAAAGACCCUAUAAAUGUGAUAAAUAUGGGAAGGCUUUUACUCAAAGAUCAGUCCUCACAGAACAUCAGAGAAUCCACACUGGAGAGAGGCCCUAUAAGUGUGAUGAAUGUGGAAAUACCUUACGAGGAAUCACCAGCCUCAUUCAACAUCAGAGAAUCCACACUGGGGAGAAACCCUACCAAUGUGAUGAGUGUGGCAAAUCCUUCAGGCAGAGGAAGAAGAGUGGCUACAAGGAAAUACUUCUG